AUUGCACGAAUAUGAAUUUGCCGCACGACGCACUACCAACUACGAGAAUUCCCGUCAACUUAACGGCUACGAGUGGAGGGCUGAAACCCGACGUAGGUCAAGUGCAAGAAUCGAUUUGCGCCAGUGAAUCGGCAACUGUAGCGCUCACUUCUCGCACAUUGCACGAUGGUUCCUCAUGUUACUCCGGACCGGGAGUCACUGAGCCAGAAUCCAGUAACAGUCUCAAUUUAGAAGCGAUCUUCGAGUUCUCGGGCGCUGGCAAAGCCAUGACAAAGCCAUGUUCCUGACAUUCGCGCUCGCAUGGAGCUCUCGAUCCCAUGGGCGCUUAACAAUUAGAAAGGGAGAGAGAAUGGAUUGGAAUGAACCAAAAGUCCAAAUGUGGGCCCGUAAGCCUCUCCAAUCUCUGAACAGCACGAAUCCGUUCACGACGUGUCGUAAGGAGUCCGGAAGGGACGUUAUAGGGUCGUGCUGGUGGUUGUUGGAAUCAAGAAAGUGCGUCUCGUAUUUGUACCACGCGACCGAUACGACACUUGUCCCGCACUACGACGCGCCUCGAUCUUGGCUCCGGUGCCCGGCAUCCAGGGCCAUAGAUGUCGGGCAAAGUGCCUCCGCGUGGUCCCAGGGCUCUGUUAGGGCACAACAAUCAGCACAAUAGCGACCAGCCAUUACCCGCUUCUUCGACAAAACGCAUCGGCGCUGCUCCUCCGACCGGGCCACGCAGUCUUCUGAAUGGCUUCAACGCCGCGAGCAGCGCAAACGGGCUCGGAAAACGGGUCCACGUAAAUGGUGUCAACGGACUGAAUGGGGUGAACGGCCACAUCUAUCCGAACGCGCCUCCGGCCGUGCCUCCACCUCCCACAAGUGAGCCUCCACCACCCCCUCCGUCCGCCGCUGCGUUCCCAGGAAUUGCCGGUCCCUCCACGCGUCCUGCCAUCGCCUUUUCCAUAGUCCCAAAGGCUCCGGGGAAACCCCCCACUGGUCCGGCGGUUCCUCCACGCGUUGUGACGUCCAAAUCCCAUCCACAACAUCCCCACAACUCACCUCCUCCGCCUUCAUAUGACCCGCCCCCUCCACCACCAGAUGAAGCUCCGCCGCCACCACCAAACGAUAUAUCUCCGUCCCCACCUCCGCCAGCUGGUCCACCACCACCGCCUCCACCGCCCUUGGAUGCGCCUCCAGUGCCGCCGCCCCCGAAUCAUGUCCCUCCACCAUUACCUCCUCCAUCCAGCCUUCCCCCUCCUCCGCCCUCAGAACCGCCCCCACCGCCGCCUCCACCCAUUCCAGCCUAUACGCCCUAUACUAUCCAAGUGAAGAAAGCUGAGGUCAGAGCUCCCAUCGUCUCCGCAUUCAGCACGGCUCCAUUACAUCCAUCACUCCCUCCACGACCAUCCUUGUCCUCAACUCACCUGUAUGCACCGUCAACACCGCCGCCACCACCGCCGCCACCAGCUUCCCCGCCACCGCCGACUGAACUUCCUUCCUCGCCCAAGCCUCCUCCUUUACCAUCAACACCUUCUCUACAUGCCUCUUCGUCCGUGUUGCCGCCCCCGAAUUCCUCGGCAACUUCUCGACCAGCGCCUCCACCGCUGCCGUCUUGGCCGCCCCCGAGGACAGCGUAUCCUGAGGUCCGCUCCUUCCGCGUUCUUUUCGACCCUGGUCUCGAAGGGCUGAAGCAAGGUGGGCAUGACGGAACCUACUGGCGUCGCAUGAUUGAGCAUGUGAGGGAAAGGUGCACCCCAGAGCAUGCAGCCGAGAGGAUCCGCGGCAAGGGCAAGGCGAGGGAGAUGUUGUUUCGGUUUGAGGGCGAGGUCGUGGGUCCGAUCCGUGAGGAAGGUGUAAUGGAUGGUGAAGAUGUGAUGUUCGAGGACGAAGUCGUCGUUUCCGAUCCCCGACAAGCGGGACAGUCCCGACCUCGGCCUCCUGCAAGAACAGACUUUGCGCUCGUCUCGUAUGAGCAUGAUGCCAACAGUGUCUCCCCCCCUCCAACGACUGUGCUCAUGACGGGCCUUCCUCCGCUCGCUUCCAACAAAGUUUUGCAAGGACAUCUUGCGACUUAUGGAAAGGUCGCACACUUCCACCGCCAAAUGGAUUCGGCAACAGGGGCGACCCUCGGCGUAGUUUCCGUGCGUUUCACAACACCCGAGGAAGCUCGUAAGUGUAUCGAGCGUGAGGAUGGAGGGCGGGGCGCGAUUGCGGGCUAUUUGGGUGUCAUGCAGGAGGAACGGAGAGCAGUGAUGGAUCCCGAAGGCCUUAUACUGAAAGCCCUGCUGAAAGAGAUGGACGGGCGACGGAGACGAGAGCGAGAAGAAAAGAGGAAACGUGAGAAGAAGGAGAAACCCAAAGAUCUCCCGGUACCAUUGACUACCAAACCACCACCCCUGCCGCCUAAACCUGUCCAUCCUUCACUUCCGGUCAAUCCGUUGCUUGCAGCCCGCGUUCAGGCUGGGUCUAGUCCACGAUCCGCCACGACCCCUAUAGCUCAGGAGAUGCGCAGGCGCGAAGGAGACUCGUACCGUGGAUACGACCGGGGUCGGCCACUGCAGAAUCGCCCGCGAUACUUACCACCGCGACCAAUGAAUAGCUACCGUCCGGCCCUGUCGCGUUCUCCGUCCCCAAACGCUGAAUAUCUUGACGCUGUGGCCCGGGAUCGGUCGAAAGGCAAGUCUCGCGCAACUGAUCGUGAUCGGGAACAUGCGGAGGUGCUCAUUGAACUGGCGCGCAACGGCCGGGAGUAUCUCAAGAUCAAAGCCGACAGCGCGCCAAAUGCGAUUCGAGACGACGAUAUCCUGUCCUUCUGCCGGGCGUUCACGGGUUCGAUGGACAAGAUGCUCCGAGACCAUUUGGGCAUCUACGUGACGUUCAAAGACGCCGGCACAGCUCGAAGGGCGGAGCGUGUCCUCGGCGGACACAAUAUUGGCUUCCAUUCCGUGACCUUGUCUGUGCACGCUGCGCCAACAGCCGGCGAGGCCAGCCGAGAGCCUCUGACCACCGCUGAGCUCCUCGAUCGGGCACAAGAGCUACUGAUGAAAGAGCUCCGAGUGAUGCUGGAGCGAGAUAUCACCGAGCGUCUGGUGGCGGCAGAUCUGCGCAGGAUUGCUCUCGAACCUCGUGACAAGCCCGUUCCUGUUGCUACCAACACAGAGUGGACUGCGCCGAAUCGCGGCCUGAAAAGUCUUUCAUUUCGGAAACAGCGCAAGGAAGCGAAUGCUGUGCCAGAGGAGGAGGAUGAGGAUGAGGUCGUCUUCGCCGAGCGCCCCAAGAAGAGGCGAAAGAAAGAGGUCAAGAUUCGCAAGCCGCUUGUCAUCGAGGUCGAAUCGGAAGAUGAGGAUGAUCGUGAGGAUGAUCCUAUGUCGUUGGUCCGGAAAAGAGACGAGCUUGAGGAUGAUCGAGACGAUCAAGACGAGGAGCCAGCACGGAAAAAGGUCAAGCAGAUCGACAAGAAACCGAUCGUGGAGAUCCAAGUGAUAUCCCCGCCUUCAUCUCGUUCCCCUUCGCCUCUUCCGGAUGUUUACGAGCAGGGCAUCUGCGACGACGACGAAGACCUGUACUACGCCAAGCUGGUGCUGGCUGGGAAUGACGUUGAACCGACGUUGGACCUCGCGCCGCCUGAAAGCGCUGCACCGUUAUUUCGGAAGCAUGUCACGGGAUCUGCUCGUACUGAAGGGUAUUACAAGAUCACGCAUGCCGAGAAGAUUGCGUAUGUCACGCAGUACCAGGCACGGGCAACGAAUGUGGAAGUCGGGUCGCCUGCCGAGGAGCCGCCUGCCGCGCCACAGCAUAUCGAAUCUUCGCGGUCCAAUCGUGCGAAUGCGCGCCGGCGGGCGCAGGGCCUUGAGGAGAUCAACCAGGUCCAGCGGGCCGUGGCGCUGUCCAAGGGCGAGGCGGCGAACGAGCUCUCGUUCAAGUUCAACCAGCUACAGACGCGCAAGAAACAUCUGCGGUUCGCGCGUUCGCCCAUCCACGACUGGGGCCUGUAUGCGAUGGAGAAGAUCUCGAAGGGCGAGAUGGUGAUCGAGUAUGUGGGCGAGGUCAUCCGUGCGCAGGUGGCGGAGAAGCGCGAGAAAACAUAUGAGCGCCAGGGAAUCGGGAGCAGCUACCUGUUUCGCAUCGACGAGGACCUGGUCGUCGAUGCCACGAAGAAGGGCAAUCUCGGCCGUCUUAUCAACCACUCGUGUGAUCCGAACUGCACCGCCAAAAUCAUCACCAUUAGCGGCGAGAAGAAGAUCGUCAUCUAUGCGAAGCUGGACAUCGAGCUCGGGGACGAGAUCACUUACGACUACCAUUUCCCCUUCGAGCAGGACAAAAUCCCGUGUCUGUGUGGUUCGGUCAAAUGUCGUGGCUUUCUCAACUAGAGCCAUCUAUUUUUAUUGCUGUCUCCACCACCUCAAGGUCGCUUUCGUUGUAUAUCUAGCAAUUGCAUUUAUUAGCUGCUGUCGUCCUGUCUUCAGCGAUGUACCACUUCAGAGGUCGGACUUGU
Mycena citricolor is the source of this 4477-nucleotide messenger RNA. The record is from the annotation of a GenBank genome assembly. Lineage: Eukaryota; Fungi; Basidiomycota; Agaricomycetes; Agaricales; Mycenaceae.